Messenger RNA from Balaenoptera acutorostrata (minke whale), 5054 nucleotides. It is a transcript of the gene MLKL, whose product is annotated as mixed lineage kinase domain like pseudokinase. The transcript has 11 exons. Gene Ontology annotation, molecular function: protein kinase activity; ATP binding. The record is from RefSeq and is a predicted model, not a curated record. Gene Ontology annotation, biological process: protein phosphorylation; cell surface receptor signaling pathway. Lineage: Eukaryota; Metazoa; Chordata; Mammalia; Artiodactyla; Balaenopteridae.
UCUGAACCAGAUGGAAAGAGGUUCUAGGGAACCAACGCACCCUGAGCCUGGGGUUUGGCUACAAGAGCCCUGUGAAAGCUCCGAGAAGGCGGGUCAGACUUCCCUGUCCGACUCCCAGUCCUUUAGCUGGCUCAGGGCAAAAACAGCCGCCGAUAAAGCUGAUUGGGGGACACGUGGAGGGGCCGAACGUCGCUUGACUUCGAAGGGACACAUCCGUCCGGUGGCCGCGCGGCACGGGCACCGAGAGCAGGAGGCGCGGGCGAGGACUCGGCACUUCCCGCGGGGUCUCGCGUUCGCAGACUUCUCGCCCGGGAGGAAGGCAGUCGUCCGAGAAGCCGGGGUGUCUUCCUGGAACUGCGCACAGGACCGACUGGACGCCCUUAGGAGGGGCGAGGAUAUGGAUCAAUUGAGGCAGAUCAUCUCCUUAGGCCAGCUUAUCUACAACCAGUGUGAAGAGAUGAAAUACUGCCAGAAACAGUGCUGGCGUCUAAGGAACCAUGUCCAUGGCCUGCUGCAGCCUCUGCAAAUGCUCCAGGCCCAAGGAGAGAGGAGCGUGCCCACCGAGAUAACCACUGCCCUGAAACGUUUCCAGGCUGCCCUAGAGGAAGCUAAGGAGCAGUUAGAUAAGUUCAGCAAUAAAUCCAAUAUCCAGAAGUUUCUAACAGCAGGGCAUGACAGAAUACUCUUCAGUGGAGUGAGCAAGAGGCUGAGAGAUGUCUGGGAGGAGUUCUCACUGCUGCUUCAGGUGGAUCAACAGAUGCAUAUUUCAAGCAUCAACCCAGGAGCAUUCUGGCAACAGGAAGAUCAAUAGGAUGCAGAGGAAGACAGGAAGGUUAUCCAAGGACUGAGAAGUGAAAAUGAAACCAUAGAAACUUUAUUGAGGCACUUGGAAAACAACACAAAGAAAACCAUCGAAACCGUGAGGAGAUGGAUGAGGUCAGUCCCACAGAAACGCAAGAAGGGGCUCCCAGAAGAUCAAGUCAAGGAGAUUAAGAAGGAGGAGCUUCCAGAAGCCGAUUGGAUCCUGCUAAAGGAAAAUUAAUUCAGCACACUUUAUGAAGGAAAACAGCGCAAAUCUCCAGUGGCCAUAAAAGUAUUCAACAAACCCCAGGCCAGAGACAUUGGAACAAUGAGGCAUACUUUCAAUAAUGAAAUCAGAACCAUGAAGAAAUUUGAUUCCCCCAACAUCCUGCGUAUGUUUGGGAUUUGCACUGAUGAAACAGUGACCCCACCUCAGUUAUCCAUCGUCAUGGAGUACUGUGAGCUCGGGACCCUGAGGGAACUGCUGGAUCAGGAAAAGGACCUCACCCUUGCCAAGUGCAUCAUCCUGGUCCUGGGGGCAGCCAGAGGCUUAUACAGGCUGCACCAUUCGGAAACACCUGCAGAACUCCACAGAAACAUCAGCAGCACAAGCUUCCUGGUAACUAAAGACUGCAAUGUGAAGGUGAGUAUGGCCUUCCAGGGGCCCUUUGAGUUCGACCUGUGUGACUGUUUGGUGCUCGGAGAGGGACGCACGUUUCCCAGAGGCCUGUGCCUGCUCGUUUCUCUGCCUUCACCUUAGAACUGAGUUCAACUCUUCCCCUGCCUGGACAGCUUCCCGUGUGCCCACCACAGGACAGACUCAGUCCUGCCUGCUCUUCUGAUGCCCAUCGUCCACCACUGCCCAGGCACUCAGCAGGGAUGGGCUAAGAGCCAUUUCCCCUUAGAUGCCUGGACACCACUUCUGUGUCCCUGCAACACCCAUGAGGGGAUCUUCUUAAGCCCAGUUUUGGAUCCCUGGCUGCGUUUAGGGCUGGCAGCCCUCUGCACAUGGAUGGUGCUGACGACAGAUGGGCGUGGACCAAGGAGAACGCACACUCCCAUGACUUGUGCCGUGGCUUCUUUAAGAGCAUGACAUUGACCGUGCAGGGUCAGUGGGGUAACAGGCUGCCUAUAGGUUCAGAUACAACAGAGAGGAUACCCCUGUGUUGGUUUUUUGUGUGUGUUUUUUUGUCUGCUUCCGAGAGAAAACGAGCCAUCAGUGACUCCAGGCACCCCUGUCCACCCUCACUCAGUGGAGCUGAGUCGUCAACUGAGAAAGCCCUGUAUCUAACAUAGUAACACUAGAACAACAACAUACCGAGUCUUACAGGUGCUUUAUAACCAUCACCUCAAGUAAUCCUCUUGCCCCAUUUUAUAGAGAAGAAACCUCUUUGUGUUCCUCUUGGUCGUUACACCAUAAUAAAUUGAACCCAGGAUGCCAGCCAGAAGAGUAGCCACAGAACCAGAAGACACCACUGGAAAUACAUCCCAAAGGAAAAAGACCAUCCCCUGAAAAUCAGGUGUAGCACCAACCCAUUCCCUCUACCCCCACCCGAGAUGGUGCUGUUUCUUUCUGUCUCUGAGUCAUUCUCUAUCUAGCUUGCAGGAUUUGAGUUGAGCAAAACACAGACUUCCAUCAGCUGACCAACUAAAGGAAAAGAAGCAGAGAGAGUCAAUUCUGCCACAUACAUCUCACCUCAGAGACUGGAAAAUGUGUAUAAUAAAUAUGACAUAAAAGCUGAAAUAUACAGCUUUGGAAUCGUCCUCUGGGAAAUCGCCACUGGGAAAAGCCCAUUUGAAGGCUGUGAUUCCAAGAAGAUCUACCAGCUGGUGGCUGUGGACCGGCAACAGGAGCCAGUGGAUAAAGAUUGCCCUUCACAGUUGCAGGAGAUCAUUGAUGAUUGCUGUGCAUAUGAGCCCUCCAGGAGGCCCUGUGUUAAAGAAAUCUUAGAGAGACUGUCUACUUUUUGUUAAGCCAAGUAUUGAAACUGAAACUGAGUCCCUGAACAAGGAGCUGGAAGAGCACAAGCUGGGCAUCUUUCUCCCUCAUAUCCUUCAGCAUGGAGUUAUUUGUGGGUGCAGGAAGGCAGCACUUGUCUGUUACAAAUAGAAAACAACUCCAGUAAUACAGAGCCCAUCCCACUCCAAAUGAUAUUGUCAAAAAUACACCUCUGAUGGUAACUCUGAUAGAUGUUUUACAAAAAUAUAUCUCUCUCUGGAUCCACACCUCUUGGCAAUUCUUGAUUUUUUUUAACCUAGAACAUUUUUUAAGUAAAAAAAAAAAAAAAAGGUAAAGAAUAAACAUGAACAAGUUGAACAUUGAAAAUGAGUCUUUUCUAGAGCUUAUCAUCAGGUACUACUAUUUUCAUCUUUUUAAAAUCUUUUGUUCUCUUUGCUGUAGGAGCUACAGUGAACAUGCUCCCUUAUAGAUUAAUUAUACACGCUCUAGCAGACCCACAAGCAGAGGUAGAUUGACUGUGAAACUAAUAAAGCUUAAUCUUCAGGGCCCCUCACUCACACAAGACAUCUUCCAAAGUCUGGUACCUAAUUUUUUCCUCAACAUUUAUAAAUAUAAAUAUUUUCAAAUACACCGAAAAGUCAGUAGAAUUAUACUCUGAACAUCUGUAUAGUCACCACCUAUAUUCUAUACCUAACAAUUCACUAUAUUUUAUCACAUGCGUAUCAGUCCUCCCCUUCCUCUUCCCAUCCAUUGAUCCAUCCUUAUUUUUUAUGCGUUUAGAAGAAAAUUUCAGACAUCAGCACACUUCAUUCCUAAACACUUCAGCAUUUAUAUCAUUAACUGCAGUUCAAUAUUUGUUUACAGGGGUUUUUUUUGGCGGGGGGGAGGUAAACUUUCCAUGUUGUGAGAUGCACAAAUCCUAAAUAUACCAUUUGAUGAGUCUGACAAAUUCAUACACAUGAUUAAUCCAAACCCCAUCAAGAUGAUGAACAGUACCAUCAUGCCAAAAAGUUCUGUUAUGCCCACACAAUCAAUCCUUCUCCUCACUCUUGCCCCACAAUUCUGAUUCCAACAGCAUUUUUGAGGUAUAAUUGUCACACAGUAAACUACACAUAUUUAACAUGUGCAAUUUGAUGUUUUGACAUGUAUGCACCACUACAAUCAAGAUAAUGAAUAUGUCCAUCAACUCCCAAAGCUGCUUCAUGCUCCUUUAUAAUCACUCCCUUCCAUGCCACCCCCUCCCCAUUUCCCUAGGCAACCACUGAUCUGCUUUCUGUCACUAUAGAUUAGUUUGCAUUUUAAAAUUUUAUAUAAAUGAAAUCAUAUGGUGUAUAAUAAGUUUGCCUUCUUUCACUCAGUAUAAUUAUUUUGAGAUUCACCCAUGUAAUUGCAUGUAUCGAUAUUUUAUUCCUGUUUUACUGUUGAAAACUAUUGCAAUGUAUGUGUGUAACCGUUUAUUUAUCCAUUGGCCUGUUGAUGAACAUUUGAGUUGUUUGUAAUUUUUGGCUAUUACAAAUAAGGCUGCUAUGGAUUUUCAUGUACAAGUCUGUUUGAAUAUAUGAUUUUAUUUCUCUUGGGUAAAUACCUAGAAGUGAACAGCUAGAUCAUAUGGUAGAUGUACGUUUAACUUUUUAAGAAACUGUCAAACUGUUUUCCAGAGUGGUUGUGCUAUUUUCCAUUCCACUAGUAGUAUAUAGAGAGUCCCUCUAUAUCCUUGCCAACAUUUGGUAUGAUCAGCCUUUUUAAUUUUGGUGAUCCCGAUAGGUAUAUAACGAUUGGUAUGUCAUUGAGCCUGUAGUUUGCAUUUCCCUAAUGACUAAUGAUGUUGAUCAUCCUUUCAUUUAAUUUGCCAUCUAUAUAUAUUCUUUGGUGAAGUGUCUGUUCAAAUCUUUUGCCCAUAGUUGUGUUGUUGUUUUGUUUUACUAAUUAUUGAGUUUUGAGGGUUCUCUAUAUACUGUAUUCUGGAUACAAGCCUUUUAUCAGAUAAAUGAUUUGCAAAUAUUUUCUUCUUUUUUUUGGCGGGGGGGUGGGGCACACCGCAAGGCAUGCGGGAUCUUAGCUCCCCGACCAGGGGUCGAACCCGUGCCCCCUGCAGUGGAAGCACGGAGUCUUAACCACUGGACCGCCAGGGAAGUCCUGCAAAUAUUUUCUACCAGGAUUCAGUUCACCUUAACAGCGUCUUUUGAAGAGCAUACAUUUUUAAUUUUGAAGUCCAACUUGUCAGUUUUUGUUUUUAUGAAUCAUGCUUUUGGGGGUGAUUUAAUAAAUCUUUGCCUAACCCAAGGUCAUGAAG